AGAUUUUAUAGUGAAAACAGAAGAACAGUAGCAUCGAGGUAAAAACAGUAUAUCUCCUGUUAAAACAGGAGAUCUGGUAACACUGGUUACAUUUUACAUUACAGGCACUUACAGGUAUAGCAGUAACAGCCUGACAAUAUGAGAUUUUUCAGUUUUUCAGCAUGAGAGCCGUGAGACAAGGUAAACAAAAAGGGCAUAAAGUAUUUAUGAUAAAUCUUUAGUCCAUUAUAUGGAAAACUAGUCAUUUUUGCUCAACAAUACUCUAGUCAGUAGGCAAUCCACUGUGGUCGCAGUAGUGCAGGUUAAAUAAAUGAAAAAUGGGUAUUCUUCACCAUAGAUCUGUAAGAUUUGUAGACUCGAUUGUGAAGCGAGAUAGGAAAUUAUUGACCUGUAUUAAAACACAUCCUGUACUGUAUGACAGAAAUCACCCUGGGUAUAGGAACAAGUACCUCAAGAAGGCUGCCUGGGAGAACAUUGCUAAAAAAUUCAAAAAUAUUUCAGUUAAGGAAUGUGAGGCAAUAUGGAGAAAACUGGUAAAGAAAUAUAAGGAUCACCAUGAUAUGCAUGAGCCACUGAUAGAGACUCUAGAAGAAAUAUUAAGAAGAAGGUCAACCUCAGAGUCAGAGCAGUUCAACAUAGAAAGCCUGGAAGAAGAUGUAAUCCCAAACCUUUUUGCUGAAUCUCCUGAUCUCCAACAGAUCUCAAGACUGCUAGAUGAAUCUGACACAGAGACUGAGACACUACCUCGACAUAAUUCUGAUGAGGACAGUGACGUGCUACAAGCGGUCCCACCUGACUUGUCAUUCGCGUUUACACUGUAUCCUGACAUAGAAGAAAUUGAUGAGAUGUAUGAAUAUUAUUCGGGUGCUGAAUUUUUGAAUCCAAAUGCUGGAGAUCAUUGGAUGCCUAUUGCUUCUUCAAGUACCUCUUUGGAUCAGAUGCCGCCGUGUCGCCUAGCUGAUCGGGCCGUGGGAAAUAUAGAGCAAUCUACUGGAUGCAACUUUUCAAACCUAAUGCAACAAUUUCCAGAUCGCCGCAUACCUCGCCUGUUAGAAAACUCCAUAGAAUACCUGGACGAAGCCGCCUCUCUACCACCAUCCGAAUUCACCAGAAGCUUGAAUGAUGUUUCGGUGCCCAUGGAUUUCGCGUACACUUAUCAGCCUAACGAAAACAUAGACGAGUAUUACAAUUACUUCAUAGAGAAUAUUUUAGAGGAAUGUGACGUGUACCCUCAUGUGUUUGGUGAUGUUGUUGAGUCUGUAUUGAAUAACAUAGGUAAAGAUAAGAGUAAGGAGGUCAGAAUCGAGAUUAUGAAGUUGUUACGUGAUAGAAUGAAAGAUUCUAAGAAACGUUAAUUGUGCGGAUGUUCACUGAAAUGGUCUGAUUAGUAUUUUAAGUGUAUGGUUGUAGAGGCUUGUACUAUGAAUUCAAUUUGAAGACUCCGAAAGGGUUGAGGGAACUGCACAUAGACGAAUUAACAUAUGUACUUAAAUAUUACAUAUUCAAAUGGCACGUGAGAAAUGAUUUAAAUCAAUAGGAAUACAGGAUGGUCAAUAUAUAACUGACUGGUUCGUUGAUAUCAUUAGAACGGAAUGAAAUAUGAAAUUUUACAGAAAGUUGGGAGCUAUGGAUAACAUUCAUACAUACUUCUUUGUAAGUGUGACAAAUAUAGCCGAGCAAACUAUCUAUUAUCGUCUAAACCUCCACCUCUGACGGCUGUACAAAACUGAGCCCACAUGAUUAUCUUUUCUAUCAUUUUUCAGUGGAUUUUAUGAGGAAUAUUUUGAAUAGAAUCUCGAAUAUUGCUCGAUUGCCCUUAAAGCAGGCAAUCUUGUAGGUCAAAUGACAUCGUCGAUGUCUUCAAACUGAAUAUUGUAGUAUCAGCCCAAAUCAUUUAUUCCUAAGACUUAUUUAUUUUGAAUAUGCUAGUCUAUAUUAUGAAACAUUUCAUAAAAAAUAUGUCUGACUAGUUUAAUGACUCAGUGCCUUAGUUUUUAUGCAAUACAACUAACAUUUUGACAUGGUAAAUUUUGUAGUAAUGGUAGUAUUUCUAUUAUAUUUAAAAAACAAACUAGUAAUAUAGCUUUCGUUUGUCCGACCACAGACGGCCAACCAUGCACUGCUGUUUCAUGCUAUUUGGCAACUUCUCAGGUCUAUGCUUGGUCUCAGUUAGGACAGCAAAUGAAAGUUAAGCAACUAUCAUCUGUUCAUAGUAUAAGAUCUAUUGAGAUAAGAGUGCCAUCUAUUACCAGAAUAUCCAUUGUGGUAAUAGAUGAAAUGUGUGAUGUCUUUUUUCGAUAAAAAUUGAGAACUGUUUAAUGUUCGAAAAUAUAUGAAAUAUAUAACAAUUUAUUUAUUCUAUAUCCUCUACUGUAAAAUCAUGGAUAAGUAUUUAAAAAUUCAAGAGAAAGGUAACAGCUUCCAUAAUAUAUAUGGCUGUGUGCAUGAUAUUCAACAUAUGUCGGAAAUAAAAAAAAGAAAAACAUUUUAAGUGCAAUAUAAACAUAUAUGUAUGUAUGUUUGCAAACAAGGGAAAAAGAGAAUUGGGUAAUUCUGCAUUUUUUGGCCUCAAAUUAUUCCAUCCAACUUGUUGAAAAAGAUAUAUCUGAACAAAUGGAGGUGUACUUAUAUUAUGUUUCCAUAUUUUAUAUUACAAAUCUAUGUUAUGACUACCUAUACAUUUUAUUUUUUAUCCCUGUUACCAAUAUAAUAUUUGAAAUAAAUGGAUGUUUUAACAAAUGAAA
Messenger RNA from Acanthoscelides obtectus, 2744 nucleotides. The record is from the annotation of a GenBank genome assembly. NCBI's taxonomy places the organism in Eukaryota, Metazoa, Arthropoda, Insecta, Coleoptera, Chrysomelidae.